Phialemonium atrogriseum is the source of this 320-nucleotide messenger RNA. RefSeq lists its product as uncharacterized. The transcript has 2 exons. The coding region runs from base 58 to 294 and encodes 78 amino acids. The record is from RefSeq and is a predicted model, not a curated record. Lineage: Eukaryota; Fungi; Ascomycota; Sordariomycetes; Cephalothecales; Cephalothecaceae.
GCGUUCUACCGCAAGUGCAAGUCGACGCACAUCCAGCUGCUGCACUGCUGCUCCAGGAUGACGUGGGCAGGCUCGAGGCCGAGGAGCAGGACCGCCGCGGCUCGUGCAUUCCUGUGGGCAAGACGCCCCGGCCCCAACGAGGCCGUCGUCAACGUCGGCUACUGCUUCCAGCGUCGGACCAACGACACCCUCCGCUCCGUCGGCCACCGCGUCCGCGCCCCGGCCGGUAAGACCAAGGGCGAGCUGCUCGACUCCCUAUACCGUAAUCACCGCCUACUUUGGAAGCCCAGAUGAGACCAGCAGGUAGAUAGCUUAGCAUG